GAAACAAGGUACUAAGUAGAACUAAUUAGUACAAUGCUUGUGUUUACACCUUUACUCAUUGGAGUUCACAAGUUUGCCAGAUUCACAAAGUAAACUUUGUCACUUGGUGAAUUCACACCUCCCUUAAAGCUCUUAGGGCCAGAGAGCACCAUGGGAGAAAACCCAUAAUUCCAUUCUCUCAGAAGAGAGAGAUAUAAGGCCAGUGAAGAGAGAUCUAUUCCAGAAUAUUUUCCACUUGGCUGGCUGGUGGCAGAAGAGAGUUCAGCUGGUUGGAGAGGAGCACUCUGGUGCAGGGAGAUUUCAGCAGAAUUACUCCAGAAGCCCUCUCUCCGAGGCAAGAGGGAAUAUUUUCCACUUGGCUGGCUGGUGGCAGAAGAAAGUUUUCAGAGGAAGAAGCUACGAGUCGAGAGUUCAGCGGACAACCAGAUUCGUCUUCAUCUCACACCACUGUGGUUGGUGGCUGGGCUCCUGCACUUCCCCCACUGAGACCAAGCUGGUCUGAAAGACUCACCAGAAAGCUAGCCGAGCCCCAAGUGAAGGAGGCAAGAGAUUCAUUCCAUCUUUGUGCUGGCUGGAGGCUGAAGAAAGCAGAGGCAGAGGCUGAAGGACAAAACCUUUGGAUUUGGAGACAUUCGGAGGGCUCCAAGCUAACCGGACUAUAUUAGGGACAAAAAAAGAUCUGAACCUACAAGGACUGGCCUUUCUCCAUUAGUGGGGCGGGCGACUUGUUCGGCAUCAUGGUGGAGGAGGUUCAGAAACAUUCUGUGCACACACUUGUGUUCAGAUCACUAAAGAGGACCCAUGACAUGUUUGUGGCUGAUGAUGCAAAGCUGCUACAGUUAGAUGAAGAGAGUCACAAGUUAAAGAUGGCUGUCAAACUUCAUACAGAGUAUGGCCCGGUGUUGCAUAUGCCUAUUUUGAAAGAAAAUCUUAGAGAGAAAGGCUCUCCGAGUGCAGUGGAUGCAUAUGGACAUAAACAGUAUCCGGCCAGUCAAGGACAAGAACUUGACUAUACAGUAACUGGUACACAUCCAUACCCACCAGGACCUGGUGUGGCCUUGACUGCAGAUACUAAGAUUCAAAGAAUGCCGAGUGAAUCUGCUGCACAAUCUUUAGCUGUGGCUCUACCUCCUUCACAAUCCAGGAUAGAUGCAAACCGCACUUCAGCUACCGUAGGUGAUAUUUACCGACAUGCUGGACUUCCUGAACACUCACAGCCACCUGGAUUAGCUAUGGCUAUGAUGGGGGCCGGUGGCACCAGGAAUGCUGCAACGAUGGCCAAAAAGGCGCCUACAAUGCCUAAACCACAGUGGCAUCCACCAUGGAAACUAUACAGAGUUAUCAGUGGACAUCUGGGCUGGGUCCGAUGUAUUGCACUAGAACCUGGGAAUCAAUGGUUUGUUACUGGUUCUGCUGAUAGGACUAUAAAGAUCUGGGACCUGGCUAGUGGCAAAUUAAAACUAUCACUGACUGGCCAUAUCAGUACCGUACGAGGGGUGAUAGUAAGUGCAAGGAGUCCGUACCUCUUCUCCUGUGGAGAAGACAAACAAGUGAAAUGCUGGGAUCUCGAAUACAAUAAGGUUAUCAGACAUUAUCAUGGACAUCUAAGUGCAGUAUAUGGUUUGGAUUUGCAUCCAACAAUUGAUGUGCUUGUGACUUGUAGUCGAGAUUCAACUGCACGGAUAUGGGACGUGAGGACAAAAGCCAGCGUACACACAUUGGCAGGGCAUACAAAUGCAGUGGCUACAGUAAAGUGUCAAGCUGCAGAACCACAAAUCAUUACAGGAAGCCAUGAUACAACCAUACGAUUAUGGGACUUGGUGGCAGGAAAAACACGUGUCACACUAACAAAUCACAAAAAAUCAGUUAGAGCAGUAGUUCUACAUCCAAGACAUUAUACAUUUGCAUCUGGUUCUCCAGAUAAUAUUAAACAGUGGAAAUUCCCUGAUGGAAACUUCAUUCAAAACCUUUCAGGUCAUAAUGCUAUAAUUAAUACACUGGCUGUGAAUUCAGAUGGAGUGCUGGUAUCUGGAGCGGAUAAUGGCACUAUGCAUCUCUGGGAUUGGAGAACUGGAUACAAUUUCCAAAGAGUUCAUGCAGCUGUACAGCCUGGGUCUUUGGACAGUGAAUCAGGAAUAUUUGCAUGUGCUUUUGACCAAUCUGGAAGUCGAUUACUAACUGCAGAAGUUGACAAAACCAUUAAAGUAUACAGAGAAGAUGAUUCGGCGACGGAAGAAACUCAUCCAGUCAGCUGGAAACCAGAAAUUAUCAAGCGAAAAAGAUUUUAAAAGUGGCAACAUGUAUAUAAUUGGGCCAUUGUUUUAUUUUGGCUUUUAUAAAUGCAUUCCGUCACAUUGUACUGUCUAUAGGACUAUAAAGCAGAACCUCAAGCAGAGGUCAUUACUGCUUCAUCACAUUAUACAAUAAACUCCCUUUUUUCUUAGGGAAAAAAAAAAAAAAAAGAACCAAGGACUGGAAGAGACAUUCCUUCCAUCUCCCACCUUUGUGGUGGCUGGCCUAUCCUCCUGCUUCCCCCACCGAGACAAGGCCAAUCUGAAGGGCCUCCAGAAAGCCAGCCAAGCCCCAAGCAAGGAGACAGAUUGAAGGAAACAAUCAAGACAUUUGGACUUAAUCCCUGGUCAUUUGGAGAUUACUCUGCUGAAAAAAAGGCCGGUCCCAAGACCUAUGGAAAGCUAACCAGAGCAUUACCACCAGGGCACUAGGACAUCUGAAGCCCAUGAAUCUCAAGAUAUUCAAGGGUCAUUUUGUCUGAGGCCAGAUUUCAGGGUCAUCUUUGAAAUACCUUGAAGAAAACCUUCUUC
Molecule: messenger RNA, 2822 nt
Organism: Antechinus flavipes (yellow-footed antechinus)
Lineage: Eukaryota; Metazoa; Chordata; Mammalia; Dasyuromorphia; Dasyuridae
Product: pleiotropic regulator 1-like
Exons: 1
Coding region: 738-2288 (516 amino acids)
Biological process (GO): mRNA splicing, via spliceosome
Cellular component (GO): precatalytic spliceosome; Prp19 complex; catalytic step 2 spliceosome
Molecular function (GO): protein binding
Source: RefSeq, a predicted model, not a curated record